AUGGCGCAGGAGCCCUUCCCCGUUGCUCUUGUUGUUGGAGCAUCGCGUGGCAUUGGACGGCAAGUCGCUCUAGAUUUGGCCAAGAACAAAUACAGAGUUGUUGUGGCAGCUAAAAGCGUCAGCGAUGCGUCUAAGCUCUCACCGUUCCCGCCUGAUCCGAAUUCUAACCAGUCAACCGUUAAUACGGUUGAGCGCGAGAUCCGGGAGGCUGGAGGGGAUGCAAGGGCAGUCCGGGUCGAUACAAGGGACUCUGAUAGCAUCAAGAAUAUGGUUGACACGACUAUCAGCACCUACGGGCGUUUGGACGUGUUGAUCUACAACUCAGGUGCUAUCUGGUGGGCUUCAGUCGAGAACACUCCCAUGAAACGUUUCAAGCUGCUCCAGCAGGUAAAUCCGGAAGGGCUCUAUGCCACCGUGCAGGCUACGCUGCCCCACUUCGAGAGCAACGGAUGGAAAGGCCGAAUUAUCGUUGUCAGUCCUCCCAUCUACUCUAGGUUCUUCAGGGGAAAGACAGCGUAUGCGAUGGGAAAAGUGGCCAUGUCUGUCUUGACAAAGGGGCUUGCAAUGGACUGGAAGAGGGAAGGAAAAAGCCAAAUGGCUAUUACUAGCAUUUGGCCUGCCGUGGCUAUCCAAUCGGCGGCGACACCUGAUCAUACCCUCUUGCCAGACCUGAGGAAUCCGACUGUCUUCUCUGACGCUAUUUUGGAGAUGCUUCGGACACCCGCAGGAGAGAUUAGCGGUCGCCUUGAGCUUGAUGAGGACUUUCUUCGCGAAAGAGGUGUCUCCGACUUCUCAAAGUAUAGCGUUGUUCCCGGCUCGACUCCUCGACGAAUCAUGCCUGCUAAUCUCCCAACGUUGGCCGUUCCUGAGGAGGAUGAUGAAGGACAACGUCUUGAUAGCAAGAAGCUGCGACUUUCCAAGAUGUAG
Messenger RNA from Phialemonium atrogriseum, 927 nucleotides. RefSeq lists its product as uncharacterized. The transcript is spliced from 4 exons. Bases 1 to 927 code for a protein of 308 amino acids. The record is from RefSeq and is a predicted model, not a curated record. NCBI's taxonomy places the organism in Eukaryota, Fungi, Ascomycota, Sordariomycetes, Cephalothecales, Cephalothecaceae. Gene Ontology annotation, molecular function: oxidoreductase activity.